Molecule: messenger RNA, 429 nt
Organism: Opisthorchis viverrini
Lineage: Eukaryota; Metazoa; Platyhelminthes; Trematoda; Opisthorchiida; Opisthorchiidae
Exons: 3
Coding region: 1-429 (142 amino acids)
Source: RefSeq, a predicted model, not a curated record
AUGAACAUUAGAGCCCUGGAGACACUAGCUGAAAUCUAUAAAGCGCAGCGGAAUAAUAAUAAUCGUCCAGCUGUAAUACCCUUCCGUUGCCUAGCUCCCAUGCUACCUGAAGGAAGUACGAGGGCUGAGAUACUGCCAGGUUGCCCAAGCCUAGACAGGGGGGAGUCGAGAGGCAGAGGUCGGGUUCGAACCAAGGACCUUCCGUGCGCUGUUGGUUGGGUGUCUCCUCGAAUGGUGACGAAACGUUUGCAAAGCAAUCGCCACGCUCGUCGGACAGAUCAACAGCCACCUGAUCAAUUUCCAACUAAUACACCCAAGCUACCAAUAUUCCAACACAUUACUAACCUGACAAUGUCUUCAUCCUGUUGCAUCCUUCGGGUGGCAUGGCACCUAGGCACCGGAAAACAAUUACGACUGAACGAUUAUUAG